GUCCUUUAAUUUAAAAAUAAAACCUCGUGACAACAUAUAGCCUCUGUGUGUGGAUUACAGUCAACGUCCACGGAGUAUGGGAUUUAACUACAGGUGGUGAUCGUUUUCUGUACAUGACUAAAACGUGGAUGAGAGUGAUUAGAGAGAAUCAAAUCUUCAAAUCUAAAGAUGCCUAAAGUUGAUAAACGCUCAGCUUUCUGCUGUGUUUUGAAACGGAUAACUGCACUGGCGUCACUGCAGAUUGUUGGGGGGCAGCUCAUGUCUACUACAAUGGCGAAAACAACUGCAUCAUCUGCUAACCCAGAGGAGAAGAUGGCACCACCCUCAGUCUCCCUUCUUGAAAAGAAAUCUCCAACAAAUGGUCACAGCUCUCCAGUCCGAACUGGCAAAACUACUUCAUCAAACAUUGAGAAGAAGCCACAAAUAAAUGGCCAUGCAUCUCCUUUACAUGUUCAAGUGAACAGCAGCAACAAAGCAGUCCUAGAGGGUUACAUGAAGACUGACGACAGGGUUCGUUUAGCCAAAGAAAGGCGUGAAGAAAGAGAGAGAAGUCUUGCGGCCCGAGAGCAGAUGAUUAAAGAGAAAGAGCGGCGUGCACAACUGCAAUAUGAGCGCACAUUGGAGGAGCGCUGCCGGCGUCUGGAGGAACAGAGGCUGAGGGAGGAGCAGCGCCGGGUUGCAGUGGAGGAGAAGAGGAGGCAGCAGCUCGAGGAGGAAAGGGAGAGACUGGAGGCACGGAUGAAGAGGUCUCUGGAGCGCAGUCGUCAGCUAGAGCAGAGGAGCCGACGAUGGGGCAGAGGAUACCCAGGCGCAGGUGACUGUGAGAAUGCCUCUCUCCCCUCCGCUGCCUCCGCCUUUCCCCUUGGCAUUGCCUCCCCUAUUCCUGCUGUCAGCGAAUCUGCGCCCUGUAGCCCGCACAGGUCCCCGUACCGCAUGGAUCACAGCAGAGUAGUUCUGCAAGGAGGCUCUCAGUCCACCCCAAACACCCCUAAGAAACAACGCUUGCAGAAAUAUAGAAAUGCUUCUCCAGGUUACUCUUCCCCUUUGAGAAGGUCUGAAUCUCCAGCUGCAGUCAAAAACAUAGCUUCUCCUACAUCUAAGGUUGUGUCACAGAUGCGUACUCAUUCACCCAACAACUUACAGCAAAACCAAAACUCUCCAGUCAGGCAAAAUGCAAAUAUCUCAAAGGGGGUUAAGAAAGCAGAAGAAGUGAAAGAAAAACACACCAAACUCUCUAAAAGUGAAAGUCCUCAGAAGAGUGUCCAAGCUGAAAGAAGCAGCACUGAUCCCAAAACUAAAGGUGUUCCUCCUCAGGGAAUUAAAGUGAACAUGACUGAAAAGUUCCACUCUCCUGAAAGAAGGAACAAAGGAGCUCAGCCAAAUGUCCAGGAAGCAGACAAAAACAAAGAUACCGUCUCGAGCGCAUUUUCUGGGAAGGUGGCUGCAGGAACAACCAAUGAGGAGGAGGCCACAAGGCUGUUAGCUGAACGUAGGCGCCUGGCUCGAGCUCUAAAAGAUCAGGAGGAAAAGAAGAGAGCACAGGAGCAGGAGGAGAAGAAGAGAGCACAGGAACAGGAGGAGAAGAAGAGAGCACAGGAACAGGAGAAGAAUAGAGCACAGGAACAGGAGGAGAAGAAGAGAGCACAGGAAGAGCAAGAAAGACUGAAAAAGGAACCAGUGAAGAAGCCAAUCCCUCAACAGCAGGAAGCAAAAGUUGAGGUGCAAAAAGAGGAGAUUAAAAAAGUAGAAAAUCUGAAAAAUGAAAGUGUGAAUCAGACAAAUGGGGAAAAUGAGCAACUGAUACAAAAUGGGAAAGAGGAAAAGGCCAAAAUGCUGACACCUGAAGAGGCUAGACGGCAACAACAAGAGCGAGAUCUUCAGAAGCAACAGGAAGAGGAGGAGAGACAGCUCCGCAAAAAGAGGAUUGAAGAAAUAAUGAAGCGAACACGAAAAGGGGAAGGGGACUUGAAGGUGGAGGAGAGUGCCUGGGCAGACACAGGGGAAAUACCAGUCAGUGUUGAUGGCAAAGAGAUGGCGCAAACAGACCAAAAAGUUGAGGUGCAAACUAAAAGUGAAAACAAAACAGUUGUUAACAUUUCAGUGAAGCAAGAAGCACUGAACACUGAUCCAAAGGAAAACCCCAAAAGAGAGACUAUCCAAAAAGUGGAUAUUCAAAAGCCAGAAGAGACCCAGAAAUCCAAUGACAACAAGAACUGUACCCCGAAGAACGACGUGGAUCAAUGCAAGCAGAGCAAUGCAAACAUUAAAAUGGCAAACCAAAUAAACAAGGCAGUUAAAAGGGAAAGCACUGGGGAGUUGGUGAAGAGAGUGGUGAAAAGUGAGACUAAUUAUGUGACCACAGAGGUUAGCAGACAGCAAAGUCUUCAUGUGUCAAAGGCUGAUGUCACCGGGGUGACCCAGAAUCAAGUAACUAAACCGUCAGUGACCCCCCUUCCUUUGGGACAGCUCACUCCCCCAGUCAUCAAACUCGCACCUCUGGAUGUAUCCGCUGCAAGUUCUGGAGAUGAGGUGCAAUCAAUGGAAGUCAGCCCAGUGUCAAAGGAAGAACUCAUCUCAAUCCCAGAGUUUUCUCCAGUAAUUGAUGGUCCAAACAGCGGCUUGAGUAACAGCAAGGCCCUUGAAGACUUGAUGGAUCUAACAGGAAGUGUGAACCCACGUCUCUCCCCUCAGAACCAUAUUGGGGACUGUAACCAAAAUCUUAUCCAAGGCGUGGUCAGCCCAAUAUCAGAUUCAAAACUGAUCAGGAAGUCACCUCCAUCCCCAAAUAAACUCACUGUUAAAUAACUGACAUGCUUGCGUUCCCACUAUGUGCAAGCGAUUCACCUAUAAACAUUUGGACUCUUUGCUGCUUUCUUCUUAGGAGUUGAGCCAUACUGGUUGGUGUUGAAAUAUCAACUGUAUCUUUAAGAAAAGAAUAUCUUAACACUUAACUAAAAACAUUAGUUCAAACAUUAAAAAUAGUCAGGGAAAGGACAGACUAUAUAUCCCCUUUUUAGGAACACUUAGAAUUGCCCUAAAAUGCUUUCAAUACAAAGAGUGAAAUAUGCCUGGCUGUGUUAUUCACACAGCUUUAUUAUAAAAGCACUUAAGAAGUCAUAGUUGCCUUUCAACCAAAUGUAUGUGCAUGUAUUAAUAAAAUGCUGUAUAGUAUUCGUGAUAAAUGUGCAUGCGAGACUCCAGCUUGGAUGAAAGACGUUGUGGGAGUAAUGGUGGAAGUUGUUGGUUUUAUUUUAAAUCAGUGGACAUAAUCUCAUGGCACAGUAAAUGCUGAGCAACAACAAAUACUGGUGUAACUAACAUGAUAAACAGCUUUUUUAUUUAUUUGAAUAAGUGUGUUUCAGACAAGCAGGAACAAUACAUCUUGUGUAUAGCCUAUUUGAUGCUCAUCUAACUGGACUGUAUGAAAAGAGUGGAGAUUCUAAAGAGUGUAGUGGUGUAGCCAUGUUUAUGUUUGGUUUAGGUCACCCAGGACCCUCAGAACCCUCAGUAUGUCAUGACAGCCUUUUGUGCAUGUUCACUACAAUCACAAUUACCUGAAUGAAUAAAAUGUACAAUUAUAUAGUUUUGUUUGGCUUUUUUUAACAGUUGUCUUAUAAGCUUUGGUGCAUUUAUUAUACUGUAGUAAGGACUCGAUCACACACA
Messenger RNA from Boleophthalmus pectinirostris (great blue-spotted mudskipper), 3663 nucleotides. It is a transcript of the gene map7d2a, whose product is annotated as MAP7 domain containing 2a. The record is from RefSeq and is a predicted model, not a curated record. NCBI's taxonomy places the organism in Eukaryota, Metazoa, Chordata, Actinopteri, Gobiiformes, Gobiidae. The transcript is spliced from 18 exons. The coding region runs from base 169 to 2805 and encodes 878 amino acids. Gene Ontology annotation, biological process: microtubule cytoskeleton organization. Gene Ontology annotation, cellular component: microtubule cytoskeleton.